CAGCAGGCAGCAGAGAGUUGCUGUGCUUUCGCCAGUGGAGGAUCCGAGAGGGGAGCAAGGGCGGCGUCGCUUGUACAAUGCCGAAUAAAACGAAAAAAGACAAGGAUUUAUCUAAAUCUGGCAAAGUGGGCAAGAGUGGAGGCGGGCAGGAGAAUUCACAACAUGAGCAGGGCUCCAACAGGAAGACCGGCAACAGCAUCCCGCCGACCACUCAGCUUCUCAAGGGCAAGCAGCCCGGCUCGCAGACACCCAUCAAGAAGGACAAGCGGCAGAGUUCUUCUCGCUUUAGCUUGAGCAACAACCGGGAGCUGCAGAAGCUGCCCGCCUUCAAAGAUGUGCCCCCCACCGAGCAGGAGAAGCUCUUCAUCCAGAAGCUGCGGCAGUGCUGCGUCCUCUUCGACUUCAUCGCGGACCCGCUGAGCGACCUGAAAUGGAAGGAGGUCAAGCGGGCGGCGCUGAGCGAGAUGGUGGAGUACAUCACGCAUAACCGGAACGUCAUCACCGAGCCAAUCUACCCCGAGGUGGUCCACAUGUUUUCCGUUAAUAUGUUCCGGACGUUGCCGCCAUCGUCCAACCCGACAGGUGCCGAGUUUGACCCGGAGGAAGACGAGCCCACGCUCGAGGCUGCGUGGCCGCAUCUUCAGCUCGUCUACGAAUUCUUUCUCCGCUUCUUAGAGUCGACCGACUUUCAGCCUAACAUAGCCAAAAAGUACAUUGACCAGAAGUUUGUAAUGCAGCUCCUAGACUUGUUUGACAGCGAAGACCCCAGGGAAAGAGAUUUUUUAAAGACCACCCUGCAUCGCAUCUACGGCAAGUUCCUGGGCCUGCGAGCGUACAUUAGGAAACAAAUUAAUAACAUAUUUUAUAGAUUCAUUUAUGAGACUGAACAUCAUAAUGGAAUUGCUGAACUACUGGAAAUAUUAGGCAGUAUAAUCAAUGGAUUUGCAUUACCCUUGAAAGAAGAACACAAGAUAUUUCUACUGAAAGUUCUGCUGCCGUUACACAAAGUCAAAUCAUUGAGCGUUUACCACCCGCAGCUGGCCUACUGUGUGGUACAGUUCCUAGAAAAGGACAGCACGCUAACAGAACCGACUGUAAUGGCUCUGUUGAAGUACUGGCCGAAGACCCACAGCCCCAAAGAAGUGAUGUUCCUCAACGAGCUGGAGGAGAUCCUGGACGUCAUUGAGCCGUCAGAGUUCGUGAAAGUCAUGGAGCCGCUCUUCAGGCAGCUGGCCAAAUGCGUGUCCAGCCCGCACUUUCAGGUGGCCGAGCGAGCGCUGUACUACUGGAACAACGAGUACAUCAUGAGCCUGAUCAGCGACAAUGCUGCCAAGAUCCUGCCUAUCAUGUUCCCCGCGCUCUACCGCAACUCCAAAACCCAUUGGAACAAGACCAUCCACGGCUUGAUUUACAACGCACUGAAGCUUUUCAUGGAGAUGAACCAAAAGCUGUUUGACGACUGUACGCAGCAGUUCAGGGCGGAGAAGAGCAAAGAGAAAGCCAAAUGGAAGGAGCGAGAAGAAGCCUGGCUCAAGAUUGAGAAUCUAGCCAAGUCCAACCCGAAGUUUCUGACGUACACUGACCCAGUGGACUGCGGCGGGCCGACAGACAUGGAAACAGACGGGCCGCUGCUAGAUGACGUCGGACUGCUGAAGAAAACGGUCGCCGAGGAGGCUACGCAGCUGCAGAAAGACCACCGGCGAGAGCGGCCGCUGAUGCGAAGGAAAUCGGAGCUGCCCAAGGACAUCUCAACUGUUACAGCCCUGGAGCUGCACCGUAGAGCCGAGGAGAUGUUGACCACGCACGACGGCCACUAACAGGCAACAAAUCCUGCCAUCUUUCGGCCCGGCCUAGCACAAUGCAUCCGUUCAAAACCCCCCCCCCCCACUCACUCCUAAGCUGCACCGGACAAAGCUGCGCUGGGUUGUCACCCAUCACCACCUCCCUUCCGUUUCUUCCCCCUUCCUCUCAGCUUUUGUUUCUGGGGUGCUGUGCUGCCCCCUUAUGGUCAUCUAGCUCAGGUGUUCCAUUCUGUACGUCUCUUUCUAGAUGUCAGGUGCUUUUAAAACAAAACAACAACAAAAACAAUAAAAAGAGGAUGUGUCCAGUGUAAUGUAAGAAACUCAUCAUAUGGAAGUUUUCAAUAUACUUUAUAAAGUAUUUAAGGAGGCGGUUAUGCCAACUUCUUUCCAAGUUGUAAAAAAAAAAAAUAAAUAGAUAGACAGACAGGUUGUUAAGCUUCAAAUUCCUGAGAGAUGCUGCCAUGUGACAUCAGAAUCCACCUGAUAGUCUUCUCUUCUUCCCACAUGUGACCCCCUCACCCCCCCCCCCCCCCUUUCACUCAGACCCCCCAGGUAGGGACGACAAUGCUUCACACAGGAGGUAUAUUUGUUUUCAUUUUGUUUUAGAAGAGCUCAAACGCGCCUUUCUUUUUUCGCAGUGCCUUUUUUAAAAAGGGGGGAGUUUGAUCUAGUUUAAAUUCAAAUGGAAAGUCCUCCAAAGCACAUGCCUUGCUUAAAAGCCCCCCCAUGCCCCCCGACCCUACCCCCUGAAAAGCGGGGGUCUCUUUAGAGGUGGGGGAGCCACUUGAAUGAACGAAGCGCUUCCUGAUUACACUUGAACGUUAAAAACAAAAACAAAAAACUCGUAAAGAGAUCUUGUCAUGUCUCACCCAUCGUCCAUUUUAACAAGCAACCUCUUGGUUUUGUCUCCACUGCCCACCCAUUGUGCCCCUGACCCACACACCUCCAGACACCCACCAGCACCCUCAACCAUAACGCUGAAUGUGCGAACUGUAAAUAUGAACGCCCGUCAUCAGUAUUGUCUGGUUGCUGGAUGCUGUUCCCUCUGGAAAAAGGCUUUAAUAACAGCUCCUUUUUGGAGUCUCUCAUGGUUCCACACAAGCUUUUUUGUCUUUACAGAAUGACUAUUUCAAGUGUCUUUUAAUUAUACGUCUCAUACUAAAUGGCUUGUACAUAUGAUGUACUAUUAUUAUUUUAUGUUACAAAUAAAUGUUUAGAGUUCAUAUUUUGUACAAAAUGGCCCCUCCGCCCACAUGUACAGAAUACAGAGGAAAUAGUCAGAUUGUGGCAAAACAUUUAGAAGCCGCAUAGAUUUUUUUUUUGUUUUUGUUUUAACUGUUUAUUUUUGUCUCCAACAUGUUGAGAUCCUACGUACAUAAGCUUUUUUUGUGUGUGCGUGUGCUUUUAUCCAAAUCUCCAGUGAUGUACAUCUAUCUAUAUACAGCAAAUAAAGAAAACGUGAGUUUUAUAUUUUCAUCCUAAGGAAAAAAAACCUGUUUUUUUAUUUAUUUAUUUAUUUUUUGCCUCUGUAUAGAACCAUGAAAAUUUGAGAAUACAGCCGGGGAUAGGGACCAGGCCCGCGAAUAGCGAAGACCCGUGGAUAAUUGACACGCAUUAUAACUGCAUUGAAGGGAAAAACAAUUUUUUUUAAACCCCCCCAAAAAUUCUUCAAUAAGCAAUGAUAUACCACUAAUAAGCAUUUUGUUCAAUGCAAGUUGCACCUACAUAGUUAAUAUAUUGCGUAGUGUCCUCAGUAGUGUGCAGUAUGUUGGUACCUUUUUCCAACUGGUAUCAGUCAAAUUUGCUAGCUUUCUUUACCAUCAGUACACCAAACUAGCUAAGUACAUAGUGCCUCUAUACCUAACUAGCUAUCUUUAGCUAGAUCACUACUACACUUUAUAGUUGGCAAUUUGUACAAAGCCAAUACAUUUAUUGGGUUUUUGUUUUUUCUGGCUUUGUUGUAGAAUUGUUUUUCUAUGGUAAUCUCCUUUCUUCCAUUUUAACACGACGUCUUUCGCUACAAAGCCUUGUUUACGUUCACAAAUUGGCCUGCUAGCUCCUAACAUGGCCGCCACACCCCACAAUACGUCAUUCCGUUUUGAUUCAUACGUAAAUUUAUAGAUUUUCCAUCUAGCGAGCUCUACGCAUGCAUUGCUACCUUUAUUAGUGUUGCUCUAUGUAGCUUAUUUCUACCUAGUUAUCCUUAUGUACCCACCACUAUCAAGAAUAGCUUUACCUACCUUUUCACAUUUUUCCAAAGGCAUAUCUAGUUAGACGAAUCUUUUGUUAGCUACCUAAAUUGCUUGAAAGCUCAGAAGCCACUAGGCAGCAAAUUGCUUUAGUUUAGAGCAUUCAAGCUAGUUUUGAAUUCCAAAUGGGAUCUUGUCUGUUGUUAAUUUGCACAGUUUGUCCUAACUUUACUAACCAUACUUGCUGCAGUCUGCCUAAAAUUAUCUUGUACUAAAUAGCCACCCUUGCAUUUCUCAGACUUACAGCUUUUACGUGUUCACAUAUUGCUGCGUAGCUGCAUAGGUAAGUAUUGCUAAUUGCUGCCUUUUAUUUUUGUUGAGCUACCUAUCGAUCUGCCUUUAUUUAUUGCU
This is a messenger RNA of Phycodurus eques (leafy seadragon), 4402 nucleotides long. It is a transcript of the gene ppp2r5cb, whose product is annotated as protein phosphatase 2, regulatory subunit B', gamma b. Gene Ontology annotation, biological process: signal transduction; protein dephosphorylation. Gene Ontology annotation, cellular component: cytosol; nucleus; protein phosphatase type 2A complex. Gene Ontology annotation, molecular function: protein phosphatase activator activity. The coding region runs from base 78 to 1817 and encodes 579 amino acids. The transcript has 16 exons. NCBI's taxonomy places the organism in Eukaryota, Metazoa, Chordata, Actinopteri, Syngnathiformes, Syngnathidae. The record is from RefSeq and is a predicted model, not a curated record.